CGCAACCAGUUAGUAAUUAACAAUGAUAACACAGCUGGUUUGCUUGGUUACAACGGUAAUAACGUUAAUAAAUAGCGUGGAAAAUUUAGUCAACCCAGUACCAAUAAGAAUUGUUAGUGAACAAUCAACACGCUUAAGCUCCACACCAUCUCCUAAAUCACUUGCUACCGUUAAGCCACCGGCAAACUUUUCUGGUCCAUCUGCUUUACGCCUUUUGGAAAACCAAUGUUUCACAUAUUUAGAUGAAUUGUACCAAUAUCGAUUCUGUCCCUUUCGCAAUGUAACUCAACAUGAAACAACAAGCAAUUGGAGUAGAUUUGAAGGAGUUUUAGGUAUUUGGUCUGGUGAAUGGUCCAUCGGGAACAACACAUUUUUAAGCAUGAAAUAUCGCGAUGGUGACUUAUGUUCAAGUAAAACUGGUCAAAUACGUCGAAGAGUAAAGGUUUAUCCCAUUUGUGGUGCUUCAAACAGAUUAUUAAAUGCCUCUGAACCAGAUCUUUGUCGAUACGAGAUGUAUUUUGAAACUCCUCUCAUCUGUGAUACCAAAAAUAUCAAGGUUUAUCCAACUUUGGAUGAAAAUUUACGCUCUAAAUGGGAUCUUUUGGAGACUUUGCGUUUAAACCAAUUGAUAACCAAUAAGGCUUACACUUUUCAAGUUGACCAAAUAUUUCGAGAAGCUGGUCUCAUCCAUCGUAAUAUGUUCGCUAUUGGUGCGGAAAAAGAUGAUGAAGAAGAGCCCCAGUUUGACAACCUUGCCCAAUGUAAACGAGCUUAUAAAAAUUUGAUGAAAGAGAAGACACAUUCUGCCAAAAUCUAAAUUUUAUAGUAAAGUAUCGCUUGAAUUUGUAUCUCAUUUGGACUUUUUUUGCCCAGAACGUCAUCGAUACAAAUUCAAGAGAUCUUUUGCUGUAUUCUCAAGGUUUAACUCAAUGUAUCUUUUAUACAACUCUGCCAUGAAUCAUCCAUCAUCUAAUAUUGUCAUAUCAGUUUUCUAUUUGCUGUUAUGUAUAUUUUUCAUAUCUAUGAUUGAAAUCACUAAGUGAUCAUUUCUAGAUGAACCAAAAUGAUUAUCAUUCAAGUGAUAUAGCGAUGAGAAUAAUUUUCUUCUCACCCUAUUUUUUUACAAUAUCAUCCUUUUAUAUACUUCAAAGAUCUUUAAAUUAAUCAAAUAAAUUACUCCUACAAUAAAUACUUGUUAAACAAAA
This is a messenger RNA of Tetranychus urticae (two-spotted spider mite), 1205 nucleotides long. Its product is annotated as N-acetylglucosamine-1-phosphotransferase subunit gamma-like. The record is from RefSeq and is a predicted model, not a curated record. NCBI's taxonomy places the organism in Eukaryota, Metazoa, Arthropoda, Arachnida, Trombidiformes, Tetranychidae. Gene Ontology annotation, cellular component: Golgi apparatus.